AUGUUGGUUGGGCCACCAAAACCUUCACUUCCAACACGACGAUCAUUCAUCCUAGAAUGUAUUAUUCUUGUCUUAUCGACUAGUUUCCUUAGUACUUACCUCGGUUUUGUAGCAUCAGCUAUGAAUAAAACUCAAGAAUCCGAAUGUACAUACACUCGUAUUGAAGAUCUCUACUUUGGUGCACCACUCAAAUCAUUUGCUUACGUUGGAAUUAUUUUGGCUGGUUGUACGAUUGGUAUUAAUAUACUUGGUACGAUUAUCAAUCAAUUCUUUCUUCGUCUACCAAGUUUACGAAGAGUUUUCAUCUAUUUAUUAGCUAUUCAUUAUGCAAUAUCUUAUUUGAUAGUCGUCGUUUUUGUCUAUUAUUUUUCAGUCGGAGCCAUUCUUCUAUAUCAACCUCGUUCAGGUGGAUCGUGCCGUGUAGUAGCUCCCAAUCUUUACAAAACUCUUUUGAUAUGGCAAUCAAUUCGCGUAUUUUUGCCACUUCUUAUUUUAUCGUUUGCAUUGCUUGCUGUUUGUCUUGGUGUUGUAUGUGGAGCUUGUCUUGCAGCGUGUUUGCCGGCGUCGAUCACUGUUCCACUUCUCGAAAUGCUCCGAGCAAGACUACCAGAUACGCCAGGUGCAAUCAAUCCAAACCCUCCAGCAUCACCAGAUACUAUUGAUGCCUUGCCAAUGGUAGUCUUUGGUCAAGUGGCUGAUGAAUUCAAUCAAACUGAAUGCACCAUUUGUCGAGCUGAUUAUGAGGCCAAUGAAAGAUUAAAAAUAUUGCCAUGUGGUCAUUUAUUCCAUGCACGUUGUGUAGCUCAUUGGCUGUCAAUUACACGUAUCUGUCCUGUUUGUCGUCAACGCAUCACAUCAGCAAAUUUGUAG
This is a messenger RNA of Rotaria sp. Silwood1, 870 nucleotides long. Lineage: Eukaryota; Metazoa; Rotifera; Eurotatoria; Philodinida; Philodinidae. The record is from the annotation of a GenBank genome assembly.